AUGCAAGAAACCGUGAGAUUUGAUGACAAUGAGGAUGUGAAGAGCCUGAGCGGCACGCCGGAGAGCAUCACAUUGACCGCCGAGGUUCUCCGCCGCCUCGCAUGCCACAGGCAAGGCAGUGGUGGUGCUGACUGUAGCCGUGGCAAUCACCAAACGCAGAACGGCCCAUCGGGCAAUACAGCAAAGGAGAAAGGCGAGCAGCCGUCUUUUGAAGAGUUCCCCCAGUUUCACCGCUGUGUUGAUGCCGAGGCGCGUCGCAUUCUUGCCUAUAGGUAUCUCAAGGCGAACCGAUUCGACGUCGACAAUGCUAUAAAGAUGAUCCUGGAGACAAAUGAAUUCCGCAAGGCUCAUAAGCUGGAUUCUCUAUUACUCUUCCCCUCACUCAUUCCGCUGCGUGGGUUUAAUGAAGAACAUUUAUGCACCACGUUACACUUACCAGUGAUGAAUGCCGACUUUCAGACAUGCGACGAAAAUUGCACGAAUAUGCUGAACUCCGGUGGGUACCUGAACAACCAUCGAUUUCUGCGGCCAAUCUUCGACCUCAUCAACAGUUUCUACGCAAGUAGUAUUCACUAUUGGGACAAGGAAGGCCAUCCUGUUAUGUACGGUCGACUGGAGCAUGUAAAGGCAAAGAAGCUUUACCAGGCGCUGUGGAAAAUAACACCAGUUCGCCAGCGCCCCGAAAACCUUGCGGCCCUCUUUCAUUUAUACGGCAACGAGAUGCUUGGAAGGGUCGUGGAGUAUUGCAACAUUGUUAGACCGUCGCGAGGAGGUGUGGAGACAAAUGGGUUGAAGAAAUGUAUUACAACGGCAACUGUUGUCAUUGAUUGUAUGGGAAUGUGCUUUCAAGAUUUUGUCCAGAGCCCCUUCGUACGCAUCGUCCGAGAGAUGAUCAAGCUGGAUCAUAAGUACUACCCGGAACUCCUAGAGCGGCUCCUGUUAGUGAACUGUCCUGGUGGCGUGGCGUUCAGUCACUGGGCAUUUAGCUUCUUUGGCACAAGCAAGCAUGGUCUACGGAAAAAGAUAAUGUGCGUCAGCGAGAGGAAGACACCUGCUGUGUUGAGAGAAGUGAUAGACGUGGACAAAUUGCCAGUUUUUCUAGGCGGCGCUUGUAACUGUAUAUUGGGCUGCGUUCCGCUGAAUAGAAAUACGCUUAGUGCAGAGAGCAUUGUCUCACAACACGGUUGUCCAAGCUCAUCGACAUGCGGUGCGACGAGUGAGGACCGCAAUGAGGUGCUUGGAGAGGUACUGGGAGAUACAGUAUCUGAGAGUCUUAACACUCUGCAGAAUGAUGACGUUCACUAUGUUGUUGUGCCACCUCGUGAAAAGUACAUUCUUUCGUAUGACAUGAUGUCGUUCGAAGACAUCACGUGGGAGUUUGCCGUGAAGCGCGGAGGAGUCAAGUUCAGUGCUGUAUUCAUUGAGUGCACGGAAGAAGGCCGCACGGAAGUGCUGAAGCCACCGUCCACCGUAAAGGAGGGGGCGGACCAUUUUGUCUUUGGUUGUCAUGGGGAACUUAUUUUAACGUGGGACAACCGACGGUCUUUCUUCACGGAGAGAAAACUGCAUGUGCGUGUGCACCGUACCCCUCGGGGGGAGCGCUCUCCGUCCCACCACCCCACCUCACGGAGCAAUUCCUGCGUUCAGAGCCCGUAG
Molecule: messenger RNA, 1656 nt
Organism: Trypanosoma grayi
Lineage: Eukaryota; Euglenozoa; Kinetoplastea; Trypanosomatida; Trypanosomatidae
Exons: 1
Coding region: 1-1656 (551 amino acids)
Source: RefSeq, a predicted model, not a curated record